UUCAGUACUCACAGUGUGAGUAGUGCCACUGAUUUUUAUCUUUCAGUUGCACACAGCUGAAGACCAUCUGCAUCAAGAAAUGGGGAUCAGUGCAUUUAUAACUUUCAUGCUGCUGCAAAUUGCAUUAAGCUCUGCACAACAACCGCAUUUUAUGUUGGUGUUCUCUUCCCAGUCUGAGAGCAUGACCAAUUCCACAGUGUGUACCAACAUCGUGGGAUUCAAUGAGUCAUUCACACUUUCUUUGAUACUGCAGGCAAAUGGGAAUACUGAUGCCAUAUUCACAGAUUUUGUGAAAUGCCACCCCCCAAGUCCAAAGUCACGUCAGCCAGAGUUCUGCCAGUACUCCAAGUGUAUAUCCUACCAGGUUCCAGUGGUUUAUCCCACCUACUCCUAUGAAAAAGGAACUGUUGCCAUCCUAACUGUAACAGCAACAAGAAGUGAUAACAGUGUAAUGUUUACCCAGGGUAAUACGUUUUAUAUCACUAUGCCAGCAUCAGCAACAAUUAUCCAGACUGACAAACCAAUCUACAAACAAGGAGAGAAAGUCAGGGGCCGUAUUUUUAGCCUGGGUUCAAAAAUUAAUCCACUAAAUUAUGAGUAUGCCUUGGUUGAAGUAAUAGACCCACAAAAUAACAGAAUUGGCCAAUGGCUACAACUGAAACCACUUCACGGCAUUGCAGAGUUUUCCUUGCAGCUCAUUAAAGAUGCAAUGUUGGGUGACUACACCAUACAUGCUAGGAAAUGGAAUGGUGAUAACGUUUACACAGUAAUUACUGUGGAAAACUAUGAGUUACAAAAAUUUGAGAUCAUUGGAAACUUUCCAAAGAAAGUUCUCAAAUGGGACAAACAAUUCAAUUUUUCUAUUUGUGGCAGUUAUACAUAUGGCCGGUAUGUCAAUGGAAGAGUUGAAGUCUCUGUUUGUCGCAAAAAUUAUUAUUAUAAUUAUUACUAUUACUAUUGGUAUUACUAUGGACAAGACAUGUGGGGAAACGACUUAUGCCAAGAAUUUUCUGGAAAGACAGACAUCAAUGGGUGUUUCGUUGUUAGUGCAAACACUGAUCCUUUCAUGUUUGACAGUUGGAAUUAUGAAAUGCAAUUAGUUGUCACAGGCAGCCUUGAAGAGGAUGGAACAGGUAUUAAGUUAAAUGUAUCUGGGACUAUUCCAAUUUCACAAAUCCGUGCAACUGUGCAGUUCCAGGAUACUGCAAGCUACUACCGUAUUGGCAUCCCUUUCUCUGGAAAGACCAUAGUGCAGGAUUCAGAUGGCAAAGGAAUGGCAAGUGUACCUGUCUACCUGACUUAUCAAUAUUCUGGUAAGCAGAUAAGUAGUGCAUUCAUCACAGAUCGAAAUGGCAUCGCAGCCUUCUCACUGAACACCAGUGAUUGGACUGGAAACAUAAACAUCAGAGGAAGCUUUGCACCUGGAAAUGCAUACUAUUCUGCUGAGUACAUUGAUGCAUACCUUACCCUGCAGGAAUUCUACUCUAACACAAAAAGCAAUGUGUUAAUUAAACGACAAUAUGAACAACUAAAAUGUGGUGUGAAUGCCAGCAUAACUAUAAAUUAUUUAUUUUCCAUCGAUGAAGUGAACACCACCAAAAGCCAGUUUAUCAACUAUGUGAUCAUUUCAAGAGGAAGUAUAAUCUAUACUGGCCAGGAAAAGGUGUCAAUACCACAAUCAGCAAACCAAGACAUAUAUGGAUCCUUUGACAUCACUCUGACAGUCACUGCAGAUGUUUCCCCUAUUGCUCGGGUUCUUGCCUAUGCAGUACUUCCAAAUGGUGCAGCUAUGGCUGACAGUUUUGACUUUUCAGUUGUCAAAUGUUUCAACAACAAGGUUGGUCUGCAGUACUCUAAGUCUGAAGUCCUUCCAGGAUCUGAACUGUCACUCAGUAUUGAGGCUAAUCCAGGCUCCUUAUGUGCACUGAGAGGUGUAGACAAAGGUGUUCUUCUUCGGAAACCUGAGACAGAGAUCACAGCAAAUUAUGUGUACAACCUUCUUCCCAUCAAGGAUCAGUAUGGUUAUCCUUAUCAGGUCAAUGAAUACACUUCCUACCCUUGCGCUUGGGGCUUUUACAGUUACUACUACUAUUACUACUAUUCCCAAAAUUACAUGGACUCGUACAAUAUUUUCAAGGGUUCAGGAAUGAAAUUAAUCUCAAACUGUGCAAUGAAGAAAGUUUUUAGCUGCCCAACCAGCACAACAACCACCACCACCACCACCACCACCACAACAACAACAAAAGAUGGUCCGACAGUUUCAGAUGUAUUUUUCAUAGACACUACUAUUCAGACGACUACCACUCCAAUAACAAUUCUAAUGUCAAUGGCACCCGUAAUGACAACUCAGAUGGUUAUGCCAUCUUUACCAGAAAUGGCACCCACAAGUGCUGCUCCAGUUCAGCCUGAAAGUAAGCCACGCACUAAUUUCAAAGACACGUUUCUAUGGCAUCUGCAGGAAGUUGGGGUCAGUGGAACAAACAUCUCUUUAACCAUCCCAGACUCAAUCACGGAAUGGGAAACCACCAUGUUUUGCACAUCUGCUACUGAGUUUGGACUAGCAGAUCCUGUGUCUGUCAUAACUUUCAAACCGUUUUUUGUAGAGCCGGCUUUACCAUACUCCAUUGUCCAAGGAGAAAGUUUUGCUCUGAAGACAAAGAUCUUUAACUAUAUGAUGGACUGCAUCAUGGUUCAAGUUACCAUCGCAGAAUCUUUGGACUAUGUUGCAGUACCUUGUACUGGGUGUCAGUACACUACGUGUCUUUGUGCAAAGGAAGAUAAAACUUUCACAUGGAAUAUUAUGGCCAAAACUCUGGGAAUGAUUAAUAUCACCAUCGGGGCUGAGGCUAUUCAAACAACGCAGCUUUGUAAUGGAUCAGUUCCAGUGGUACCUGCAGAGGGCAGCACUGACACCGUCAUCAAAUCACUCUUGGUGGAGGCAGGAGGAAUCCUUGUGGCAUUAUCCAAGUCCUCAAUUGUAUGUUUAAAUUCUAAUAACACAUCUUAUAAAGAAGAUGCUAUUCUACAACCACCAGCUGACAUCAUUCCAGGAAGUGCGAGAGCUAAUAUCCGUGUCUACGGUGAUAUCAUGGGAAGUGGACUGAAAAAUCUUGAAAGCCUCCUUUCCAUGCCAAGUGGCUGUGGAGAACAGAACAUGCUGGGUUUAUCUGUUGACAUUGCUGUCAUGACAUACCUGAAAGCAACAGGUCAGCUAACAAGUGAAAUUGAAAAAGAAGGCAUCGCAUAUCUGGAAAGUGGUUACAUGAGGGAAAUGAACUACAAACGCUAUGAUUGUUCUUUUAGUGCAUUUGGAAAUAAUGACAUGGGAGGAAGCCUUUGGUUGACUGUUUUUGUGGCAAUCAUGUUUGGUAAAGCCAGAUACUUCAUCUCAGUUGAUGACAGUGUGAUUAUCUGUGCUCUCCAAUGGAUACAACAACAGCAGCAACCAUCUGGCUGUUUUAACAAUGUUGGAAUGCUGUAUCAUACAUCAAUGAAGGGUGGAGUAGACGAUAACAUCUCUCUGUCUGCAUACGUGGCUUACUCUCUGCAAGAACUUCCUUUCCAAACACCUGCAACUGAGCUGAUGAUUAACAAAAGUUUAAAGUGCCUGAGUGCAGCUGUGCCACAAGUAACUAACCCAUACACAAUGGCAUUAAUGAUAAAUGCAUUCAGGACAGAUCAGUAUGCAUCACAAAAUAAGUUAUUGCAGGAGAAACUCUAUAAUCUUGCAAUUAAAAAAGAUGGCUUAAUGUAUUGGAAAACACUGACAAGUUCUCCACCUGAAAACUACUGGUACUGGUAUCGUGCACCAUCUGAUCAGGUGGAGUUGGCAGGGUACGUUCUGCAGGCCAUCAUGAGUGACUUAAAGACAUCAAUCUUUAAUAUUAAUGAUGCCACUGAAAUAAGCAAAUGGAUGGUGAUGCAACAGGGACCAAAUGGGGGCUUUCAGGAAACCCAGGAUACUGUGGUUGGUUUCAAUGCACUUGGAAAAUUUGGUGCCAUGUUUAACAGUGCCACACUUCAAGCAAAUGUAAACAUUUACAAAGGUGAAGCAUUGUUAUCAACUAUACAAGUCAAUGAAGAAAACCGUUUACUACUUCAGCAGUACUAUCUGGAGAAAUUAUUUGGCAAUUACACAAUCGAAGUCACUGGACAAGGCUGUGUUAUUUUACAGGAAAUCUUAAAGUACAACAUUCUUCCUCCAGAGGAUCAGAACACCUUCUCUAUUCAAGUGAAAACAGAACCAUUUCAAUGUGAACCUACACCUAUUAUUGGCAUGACCAUCACUACAAGCUACAUUGGAGAUCGAAAUGUUACCAACAUGUGCAUCAUUGAAGUAAAGAUGUUGUCAGGUGCUGCUCCAGAUAUGGAUUCCAUUAAUCAGUUGCUACUGCAAAACUAUGUGAAGAAGGCAGAAUAUCAGGAUCCGUUACUUCAGAUAUACCUGGAAGGUCUGCCUCGUGGAGUGUCUGCACAAUUUACCUUUUCUAUUAACCAAGACUUUUCUGUGAACAACCAACAGCCAUCUUCUGUCAAAAUAUAUGACUACUAUAAGACAACUGAGAAUACAGCCACCGAAUACAACUCACCAUGCUAAAAGAUGCUGGUUGAAGCACUUUAGAAGACUG
Molecule: messenger RNA, 4628 nt
Organism: Protopterus annectens (West African lungfish)
Lineage: Eukaryota; Metazoa; Chordata; Ceratodontiformes; Protopteridae
Product: alpha-2-macroglobulin-like protein 1
Exons: 36
Coding region: 80-4597 (1505 amino acids)
Cellular component (GO): extracellular region
Molecular function (GO): endopeptidase inhibitor activity
Source: RefSeq, a predicted model, not a curated record